AUGACCGCAAGACGUGCCACUCAUGCAGGAUCAUGGUAUGAUGCGGACGGGGGAAAACUCGAUACAGAGCUAUCCUCGAACCUCCAAUCAGUAGAACCCUCGCUUGAGGAAGCGUUUGCCCCACCUGUCAAGGGAUCCAAGGCGAUAAUCGCCCCCCAUGCGGGUUAUUCUUACUCUGGUUCGACAGCGGCAUGGGCUUACAAAAGCAUAGACACUGCGGGGAUUAAGCGCGUGUUCAUCCUUGGACCUGCACAUCAUGUGUACCUCGAUGGCUGCGCUCUCUCUACUUGCGAACGAUAUGAGACCCCAUUAGGCACUCUGCCACUUGACCUUGACACUAUCCAAGAAUUGCGCGACACUGGGAAAUUCAGCGAUAUGGAUGUUGACACCGACGAAGACGAGCAUAGCAUUGAGAUGCACCUUCCGUAUGUUAGGAAAAUAUUCGAAGGAUUGAAUAUCUCCAUUGUUCCAAUUCUCGUUGGGGCAAUCAAUUACAACAAGGAGGCGACAUUUGGCACAAUUCUCGCGCCCUACCUGGCAAGGGACGAUACGUUCUGUGUCGUUUCUAGCGAUUUCUGCCAUUGGGGAACACGGUUCCAAUAUACUUUCUACUAUCCAAAGGCCCCUCCGACUUCUAUUCCCGCUAUUCGGUUGUCGAAGGCCGAUCCAUCUCCACCCUCAUUAACUACUCACCCAAUCUACUCAUCCAUCUCGGCUCUAGACCACGAAGCUAUGGAAUUGCUGACGAUGCCACCAAGCACUGCGGCACAAUCUCAUCAUGAAUUCGCUGAGUACCUCGCGAGGACAAAGAAUACAAUUUGUGGAAGGCAUCCUAUUGGUGUUCUGCUCGGUGCACUGGCAGUGCUUCAGAAACAAGGGAAAGUGCCCCAUCUGAAGUGGGUUCGUUACGAACAGAGCAGCGAAUGCGUUACGAUCAAGGAUUCAAGUGUCAGCUAUGCCAGCGCAUACAUUACAUUCUAG
Fibroporia radiculosa is the source of this 981-nucleotide messenger RNA. RefSeq lists its product as uncharacterized. The record is from RefSeq and is a predicted model, not a curated record. The transcript is spliced from 8 exons. The coding region runs from base 1 to 981 and encodes 326 amino acids. Lineage: Eukaryota; Fungi; Basidiomycota; Agaricomycetes; Polyporales; Fibroporiaceae.